This is a messenger RNA of Danaus plexippus (monarch butterfly), 1811 nucleotides long. Its product is annotated as myosin-10-like. The transcript is spliced from 10 exons. Lineage: Eukaryota; Metazoa; Arthropoda; Insecta; Lepidoptera; Nymphalidae. Gene Ontology annotation, biological process: regulation of cilium assembly. The record is from RefSeq and is a predicted model, not a curated record. The coding region runs from base 152 to 1519 and encodes 455 amino acids. Gene Ontology annotation, cellular component: centrosome.
GACAUGUCUAAUAGAUCAUGAUUAGUGUAAUCCUUGAUUAUUAUAUAUUUUCUAUUUUUAACUGUUUAACGCUUUUGAUAUUUAUAAAUAUAUCGAUAUAAGCUUCAGGAGCUAUUUGUAAAUUUUUUAUUGUUUUGUUUUCAUUAAAUCGAUGCCGAAAUCAGGAUAUUGGCCGUAUCAAAAUAAUUAUGCAGAUAAUAAUAUAACUGGCGAAUCGUCACUAUUGCAAAAGCAGGUAGGCGAAAUGGAAGGUGAGGUCAAAGAAAUUCAAAUGGAACUCGCUGCUAUAAAAAGAGAUCGAAUGUAUCUCACAAAUCGCAGCAAAAUAUGUGGAAUGGACACGGAAGAAACUAUUGAGGACUCCUCUAUUCACAAAAACUUGAUACAAAGGCCUCAAGACAACUUAGAUUUUGCUAUAAUCCCGCAACUUCGAGAAGAGUUGAUACGGGCUAAAAAUACAGCUGACGAAGAGAGAUUUCAAAAGGAGAAAUAUGAGCAAAAACUAAAGGAUUUAGAGGGAAAGCUUAAUAGUAUAUGCAAUGUUGAAACGCUGGAAAUAAAGGAAUCUCGGAAAUUUCCUACCGAGGAUGUAACAUCUCUCAAGAAACAGAUAAGAGAUUUGACGGAAGAUAUAGAGGAUUUAAAGCAAUCACUCAAUGAAAAAACCGAACAGACUCAAGAAUAUCGGGUUAAGUAUCUUCAAGCACAGCAGCAAGUGGAGGAGCUGCGCCGACAAAUUGAUGUUAUAGAAUAUGAUAACAAGCAAGUUUCAGACCAAAUUCAAAUAGAGAUCCAAAAAAUGAAGAUGCAAUUUCAAGAAAAGCUUCAGGAACUGGCACCUUUACCGGAUCUCCUGAAAGGAGCACAAAUCCAAUUACAAGAAGCAAAACAACUUCAAAAAUUAGCUGAAGACAGCUCGGAGCAGCUUUCUAGUGAACUGCAUAGAGUUAAAGAGAAGCUUGUUGUAGCAGUUAAUAAUUUAAACUUAGAAAAAGCGGAAAAAAGUCAGUUGGCUGAUGACUGUAAGGUGCUUAAAGAGGAAACGGAGGUUAAAAGAAAGGAAAUUGAAGAACUGUUGAGGAGCGUAGAUGAUUACAAAUGUCAAGUGCUCAGGCUUGGGGAAAAGUUAGCCUUAUUGGACGAAAGAUAUAAGGAUAAGUCACUCGAAUGCACGCAUUUGUUGAAAGAUCUCGACGAGUUAAGAGUCGAAAGUAACAGAAGUCUUACAAGAAGCAAAGAAAGAUCAGACUCUAUGCGAAGAUAUAUGCAGACACAGAUUUCGGAAAUGGAAAGACAAUUAAUACAGAGUAGAGCGCAGAGCAGAUUAUUUCAAAAGGAAAGAGAUGAUGUACGUCAAAGAAUGCAAAUACAGAUUAAUAAUCUACGGGAGAACUUUGAGCUUGUCGAAAUAAGAAUGCGUGGACUUUACGGGCAAGUGUCAUCUUUGAAGAACACCUAUUCCGUCAUUUUGACAGACGAGGAUGAUAAUUGCGAAUUUACUAAAAUCUCCACAGCAUGAUUGAAUCAUUACAUUAGUUUGCAAUAAAUGUCUUUGUUUGUUAUAUUCGUCUCAUAGUUGUAUUUAUUUGUUUUUUAUUAUAAUUCAUUUCAAGGUUAUAUCGACAUUUAAAGUAGGUAUCGUUUAUAUUUGAAUCCAUUAUAAUAGCAACGAGUUAAAUGAAAAUUGUUUUGUUUGGCUUUGUACUCCUGAUUAGAAGUAGAUGAACCACAUAUAAAUUUCAUGACAUUACAUUGAUAGAUAUUUUAGCUACGAAUAUGAUUAAAAAAAUAUCGACUUUAAUCUGAAAAAA